Paramecium primaurelia is the source of this 796-nucleotide messenger RNA. The record is from the annotation of a GenBank genome assembly. Lineage: Eukaryota; Ciliophora; Oligohymenophorea; Peniculida; Parameciidae.
CAAUAAUCAAAUUAUUAGAAAAUUAUUUGUAUAAAAUGGCACAAAAUACAACAAAUGAACCUAGAGAGAAAUGUAGCAUAGUUAUUCUCGGAGAACACCUUACUGGAAAAUCUUCUAUUAUUAAAAGAUAUAUUGUUGAAAGUUUCGAUGAUCAUGAAUAGGUAUCAAUAUAUAUUUAAACUAACCUAGCCAACUAUUGGAAUUGACUUUUUUUUAAAAAAAGUUGAAAUCGAUAACACAAAUACAUUUGUAAAAUUUUGUUUUUGGGAUACAUCUGGAUAAGAAAAAUUUAGAGCACUAAUUCCUAAUUACAUUAGAUCUGCACAAGCUGCCAUCAUUUGUUAUGAUAUUACAAGUAAUCUUCACUUUUAGAUAAAAAGAUGAACAAUCCUUCCAAACCCUAUCAAGAUGGGUCUAAAAUGUUUAAGAAGAAAUAGGAAAUGAUGUUUUUAUUUACAUAUUGGGAAAUAAAAUUGAUUUGGAACAAGAGAGAAGAAUCUCAAAAGAACAAGCAUAAGCUAAAGCUAAAGUAUUUUGAAUUUAUCUUAAAUUUCUAGGAACUAGGUGCUUAGUUUUAUGAAGUCUCUGCUAAGAAAGCAAAAAAUGUACUUGAAUUUUUUAAGAAACUUUAAAAUGAUUUGUUAGGCAAUUUUAUUUUACAAACUCAUAAUUAACAAUAAUAAUAAUAAUUUGUAUAUUAGAAUAUCAUUUUUAGGAAUGUUUACAAUAAGAUUAAAUUUAGUAAUCGAACUAACUAAAAAAUUUAGAGUAAGAUGAUAAAUAACAAGGAGAAUGA